Sorex fumeus (smoky shrew) is the source of this 2468-nucleotide messenger RNA. RefSeq names its product plasminogen activator, tissue type (gene PLAT). The transcript is spliced from 14 exons. The coding region runs from base 75 to 1766 and encodes 563 amino acids. Gene Ontology annotation, molecular function: serine-type endopeptidase activity. The record is from RefSeq and is a predicted model, not a curated record. Gene Ontology annotation, biological process: smooth muscle cell migration; plasminogen activation. NCBI's taxonomy places the organism in Eukaryota, Metazoa, Chordata, Mammalia, Eulipotyphla, Soricidae. Gene Ontology annotation, cellular component: extracellular region.
CCCACGGCCCGGGAGUCGCCGCACACCCCGCAGUCGGACGGGAGUCUCCGAGGACGGCGAGCAGCGCUGAGAAGAUGCAGCAGCCGGUGAGAGAGCUGUGGUGUGUGCUGCUGGUCUGCGCAGUGGGCUUCCCCCGGGCCAGCCAGGAGGUCACCAUACGAUUCAGCAGAGGAGCCAGAUCUUACAGAGCUGUCUGCAGGGAUGAGACGACACAGAUGACUUACCAACAGCAUCAGUCCUGGCUGCGCCCCAUGAUCAGAUACGACCGGGUCGAAUACUGUCGCUGCAGCUGGAACGGGCUUCAGUGCCACUCGGUGCCCAUCAAAGGCUGCAGUGAACCCAGGUGCUUCAAUGGAGGGACGUGUUGGCAGCCUCUGUAUUUCUCGGAUUUCGUCUGCCAGUGCCCUAACGGAUUUGCUGGGAAAUACUGCGAAGUAGAUACAAGAGUCACGUGCUACAGAGACAAGGGUAUCACCUACAGGGGCACAUGGAGCACAGCAGACAGUGGGGCCGAGUGUAUCAACUGGAACAGCAGUGUGCUGAGCGGAAAGUGGUACACCGGGCGGAGGCCGGAUGCCAUCAAGCUGGGUCUGGGGAAUCACAACUACUGCAGAAACCCAGACAAAGACAGAAAGCCGUGGUGCUAUGUCUUCAAGCAAGGGACGUACACUCCCGAGUUCUGCAGCAUCCCUGUCUGCUCUGCAGAAAACAAUGAGGACUGCUACUCCCAGACUGGAGUAACAUACCGUGGUACCCAUAGCCAAACAAUGACUGGGGCCUCCUGCCUCCCGUGGAACUCCAGGAUUCUGGUGGACAAGAAGUACACAGCGUGGAGUGCCAACAGCCAAGCCCUGGGUCUGGGCAAACACAAUUACUGUCGAAAUCCAGAUGGAGAUACCCAGCCUUGGUGUCAUGUGCUGAAGGACAGAAAGCUGACCUGGGAAUACUGUGAUGUGCCCCGGUGCUCCUCCUGUGGAGUGAGACGCUCUCAGCAGCAGCCUCCGGUCCACAUUAAAGGGGGAGUCUUCACAGACAUCACCUCGCACCCGUGGCAGGCUGCAAUCUUCGCCAAGAACAGGAGGUCGCCGGGAGAGAGGUUCCUGUGUGGGGGCGUGCUCAUCAGCUCCUGCUGGGUUCUGUCAGUGGCCCACUGCUUCCAGGAGAGGAUUCUUCCCCAGAACCUUAAGGUGGUCUUGGGCAGAACCUACCGCGUGAUUCCUGGAGAGGAGGAGCAAACGUUUGAAGUGAAGAAAUACUUGGCCCAUGAGGAAUUUGAUGAUGACACUUACGACAACGACAUUGCACUGCUUCAGCUGAAAUCAGAGUCGCCCUUAUGCGCCCAGGAAAGCGACUCAGUGCGCCCCGUUUGUCUUGAGGCCGGCCUGCAGCUUCCCGACUGGACGGAGUGUGAGAUCUCAGGCUACGGGAAGCACGAGGAGUCUUCUCCUUUCUAUUCUGAGCGUCUGAAGGAGGGCCAUGUCAGGCUGUAUCCUGCCAGCCUAUGUUCGUCACAGUAUUUGUCUAACAAAACUGUAACAAACAACAUGCUUUGUGCCGGGGACACACGGAGUUAUGGAAACCAUGUUAACCUGCAUGACGCCUGCAAGGGUGAUUCAGGAGGCCCUCUGGUGUGUAUGAACAACAACCGCAUGACCCUGAUUGGUAUCAUCAGCUGGGGCCUUGGUUGUGGGCAGAAAGAUGUCCCAGGAGUAUACACCAAAGUUGCUAAUUACCUAGAUUGGAUUCAAAACAAUAUGCGGCCAUGACAGAAAUACCCAGUUCCCUGAAAUAAUGGGAGACCCUGCCUGUUUUUCCUCCAAGACACACCAAGGCAAUGUGCUUCUUCAUACAGAUUUCUCUAUCAUCCAGUACCAGUUGGGGUGGAACUCUUGGAAGAGAAGAGAGGUCAUGUCUUCAUGGGCAUUGCCCAUUUUAGAAGUUUUCAGUGGACAAGGUCUGAAUUUAGGACAGGGCCAGUUAAUCCCCUUGGGACCAUUACUGUCUAGCGAAGUUUCAGAUGAGCCUGAGCUCCUAAUCUGUUCAUGUGAGCAGCUUUGGAAGUAGGAACCCCAAACUAACACGCAUGUCUGGAUAGUAAGAAAUGACUGGAUCUUUAAAUAUAAGAUUGUAUUUGAAAUAAAAUGCCUAGUUAUAGUCAUAAGGAAGUCAAGUAGGGCCUCCUGGUAAGGGAUGGGCUGGCGGGCCAGCUUAAGUUCCUCAAAAUCACCCUUCAAAUCAAUUAGUUGACUUUUGCUUUCUCUCCAGCACUUAAAAGGAAUUUCUAUUGUGUUCAGUGUAAAUCUUCUUUAUAAACCUUAGUAGAAUAAAAUUAUAGCAUUUUAACAAUAGAAUGAUAGAAAUGGUUUAGCCUAUUUGUUUAAAACAUUUUAGUUUUUACUUUCUGUGGUCACAAUCCUGUAUUAUACUGUACUGGAAUAAUAAAUUUAAAUAUAUUUUCACACACUUCC